Molecule: messenger RNA, 2308 nt
Organism: Stylophora pistillata
Lineage: Eukaryota; Metazoa; Cnidaria; Anthozoa; Scleractinia; Pocilloporidae
Product: coadhesin
Source: RefSeq, a predicted model, not a curated record
UUGAACCAACUGUCAACUAGACACUGCACUGAUACAUACAUAUGCAAAGGUGAAGCGUACGAACAGGUUUCAUAGUGUUAGAAAUGAAGAAGUCCUACCUGCUACUUGUUCUAUUUGUCCACGUUCUGCUAACCACUCAUAAAGUCGAAUCACAUAGACGCAGGAUAGGCUACAAGACAACAAAACCACCAACACGCAAACCAACCACUCGAAAGCCAACAAAAUCUCGGCGAAAACAUUGUCAUGUCAUGAAACACUGUGAGGUAACUCAGUGGAACGCGUGGAGUAGAUGUUCAGUAGCUUGCGGAACAAGCGGAGUGCAGAUACGCAAUAGAACGGUUGUUAAGCUUCCAGUUUGUGGGGGUGUUUGCCCAUUUGACUUGAAGCAGUCUCGCGGCUGUAAUCAUUACUGUCACAAUGGAGGUACCCUGGAAAAAACAACAUGCAGAUGUCUGCCCCGUUAUGGUGGACAAUGCUGCCAACAAGUUCACGGAGGAUGGAGCUGCUGGGGAGUAUGGGAAAAUUGCUCCAAGACCUGUGGUGGAGGCAAACAAACACGACACAGGACUUGUAACAACCCUCUCCCUGUCGGCGUGGGACUCCUGUGUCCGGAGAACGGUAACAGUCAAACCAAAGAAUGCAACGUCAUACCCUGUCCAGUUAAUGGUGGCUGGACGUCCUGGAGUUAUUGGAGCAAAUGCAGCGUGACUUGUGAUGGUGGAACACAAACGCGCUCUCGAUCGUGCACCAAGCCACCCGCUGCGCAUGGUGGUAAAACUUGUGCAGGGUCGAAGAAGGUGAUCCGGAACUGCAAAGAUAACGUUUUUUGUCCAGUAAAUGGUGGCUGGACGUCCUGGAGUGGUUGGAGCAAAUGUAGCGUGACUUGUGGUGGUGGAACACAAAAACAUUUACGCUCAUGCACCAAUCCACCCCCAGCCCAUGGAGGAAAAAUAUGUUCAGGUCUGGAGGAAGAGAGUCAGAACUGCAAAGAUGAUAUUCUGUGUCCAGGGAAUGGUGGCUGGACAACAUGGGGAGACUGGAACAAAUGCAGUGCCACUUGCGGAUGUGGAACACAAACACGUUCUCGCUCAUGUACCAAUCCACCUGUGGCCCAUGGUGGUAAGAAUUGCUCGGGUCCGAAGGAAAUGAUCCAGAACUGUAACCAUGACGUUCUCUGUCCAGUGGAUGGCGGAUGGACACCAUGGGGAGACUGGGACAAAUGCAGUGUCACUUGUGGAGGUGGAACCCAGAUGCGUUCUAGAUCAUGCACCAAUCCGCCCGCAGGUCAUGGGGGAAAAAUAUGUUCGGGUCUGAAGGAAGAGAUUCAGAACUGCAGCGAUGAUGUUCCGUGUCCAGUUAAUGGUGGCUGGACAUCGUGGGGAGACUGGGAUCAAUGCAGUACCCCUUGUGGAGGUGGAACACAAAAACGCUCUCGCUCAUGUACCAAUCCACCCGUGGCCCAUGGUGGUAAAACCUGUGCGGGUCCUAAGGAAAUGACUCGCAUUUGCAACGAUGAUGUAUGGUGUCCGGUAAAUGGCGGAUGGACUUCGUGGAGUGAUUGGAGGAAAUGCAGCGUGACUUGUGGUGGUGGAACACAAACACGUUCUCGCUCAUGCAAUAAUCCACCUGUAGCCCAUGGUGGUAAGAAUUGUUCGGGCCCAAACGAAAUGACUCAGAACUGCAACGAUGAUAUUUUGUGUCCAGUUGAUGGUGGCUGGUCUGGGUGGGGAAACUGGGGUCGGUGUGACAAGAGCUGCUUUAAAACAAGAAUAAGGAAGUGCAACAGGCCCUCUCCAUCCAACAAUGGCAAGCAAUGCCCCGGUCCACCCACAGAGAGGCUCAGAUGUUCUUUUGAUGAAUGUCUGGGAGGUAAUGGAGGUGGUGGAAAAGGCCUGAGAUUGAACCCUGACUUCAGAGACGAAGGCUCAGGAGACGGUUCUCUAGUAAGAAUAGCGGAAUGGACGAUUUGGAGUGAAUGGAGCGCGUGCUCUUCCACCUGCGGACGCAGCUUGAAAUUUAGAUACCGCACUUGCACUACUCGGCAACCUACCAACUGCCAGGGAGUUAGCCUGGAGACUAAAUCCUGUCAAGUACCGAUGUGUGAUGGCAUUGUACCGACAUAACUUACUAAACAUUUCUAUUUUCAAGGCUCUGGAAGAUAGUCAUUAGUCAGCUACUUGUGAUCGAAGAUGGAGAUGUAGACAAGAUCAAUUCAUUAGACAAAGUUUACUUAUGUUACUUUAUUUUUUUUCUUCCUUUUUUUGAUUCAUACUUGAACUUGAACUUUGAACUUGAACUUUAUUUUUAU